CCUGUGGAAAACACCUGCUAACUGAGAACAAUCAAACAAAGAUCGUAGGUGGAAGUGAUGCCAGAAGAGAGGCUUGGCCUUGGAUAGUUUCACUCCAUUUUAAUUCCAGACCUGUUUGUGGAGCUUCCCUUGUCAGUGAUGAAUGGCUGGUGACAGCAGCACACUGUGUAUAUGGGAGGCAAUUAAAACCAUCUCAAUGGAAAGCAGUUCUUGGCUUGUAUGACCAAUCAGAUAUAACACAGCUUUCAACGGUAGUUCAAAACAUCGAUCAAAUAAUUAUAAAUCCUCAUUACAUGAAGCGUACAAAAGAUAGUGAUAUUGCUCUCAUGCACCUUCAAUACAAAGUGCAAUAUACAGAUUACAUACAACCUAUCUGCUUACCAGAAAAAAAUCAACAGUUUUUACCAGGAAUUAACUGUUCCAUUGCUGGCUGGGGUAGUAUUGUCAAUGAAGGUCCCACUUCAGAUAUACUGCAAGAAGCAGAGGUUCCUCUCAUUUCAAAUGAAAAAUGCCAACAACAGAUGCCAGAAUAUAGUAUUACUGAGAAUAUGAUCUGUGCGGGAUAUGACAUCGGAGGAGUAGAUUCCUGUCAGGGAGAUUCAGGUGGUCCUCUGACAUUUGAAGAUGGUAAUACAUGGUUUUUGGUUGGUGUAACAUCAUUUGGCUACGAGUGUGCACUUCCCAAACGACCAGGAGUGUAUGUUCGAGUCACCAUGUUUGUGGACUGGAUCAAAAAAAUCAUCUAUUAG
Balearica regulorum gibbericeps (East African grey crowned-crane) is the source of this 749-nucleotide messenger RNA. The record is from RefSeq and is a predicted model, not a curated record. NCBI's taxonomy places the organism in Eukaryota, Metazoa, Chordata, Aves, Gruiformes, Gruidae.